This is a messenger RNA of Ixodes scapularis (black-legged tick), 3105 nucleotides long. RefSeq lists its product as uncharacterized. The transcript has a single exon. The record is from RefSeq and is a predicted model, not a curated record. NCBI's taxonomy places the organism in Eukaryota, Metazoa, Arthropoda, Arachnida, Ixodida, Ixodidae. Bases 1231 to 2088 code for a protein of 285 amino acids.
CUGCCCCCUGUCCAGAACGAGCCAGUGGUGCGGCUGCUGGAGGGCAUGGUCGACUGCGACCCAGUGUACGAGUAUGCAGGUACAGUGUUGAGACACAUCGAUCUGCACUUUAGGCCACUUGUAGGUUGCGUGUGAUGGAAAAAUAUAAAUAAAGGGACUCAGAAUUCCAGAACGGUGAAGAUAAGACGGAAGAUAUUUACAGUCGUAAGAAAAAAAAGUAAGAAAUAAAGCGGUGUAGAUAUAUAAGCAAAGUUCAGUUCGGCAAAUCCGCUUACGGCACGGUGUUGCACGUCGGCAUUGGCAUGGAGUUGGCAGGCUCGCUUGGCACAAGCGGAUGUUUCCCAGCAAGCUUGGUUAACAGCCCCACGGGCCUGGAUUUGUCUGUCCGGGCUCUUCCUUGGCUGCCAGGACCACUGCUGUCUAGCCGGGUUCCCUGUCGUGCCCGCCCUUUUUUCACGUAUCACAAGCCUGUGUCAUCUUCCUCUCAUCACGUCUUCCUUUUUCAUUAUAUCCAUCUCUUGCUUUGGCCUUGCUGCCUUCGUCUUCUAGUUACUCACACCUUCACCACGUUCACUGCGUCUUCUUUCUCGUUUUUUGCUCAGUCCAACUCACAGUUUUCAUGUAUGUCGUUCUUAUCAUCCUUGGUUCCCCCCCCCCCGUCACAGUGUGCACCUCACAAGGGAUUGGUAACACAGAAUCCAUUCUAUAGCUUUGUUUUAAUGUUGCACAAAUUAACCGGCGACAAUGGCGCCCAAGCGUGGUAUGCUACUCACUCGCAGAAAUUUCACGAGGCUUGGUUUCUUCUUUUGGUAAGCCUUUUUCCACUCCCCGUGUUUCCUACCGUCCCGUGCUUCGGUCACGUCCGCGUUUGUUGUAUUGGUUUGUUUUUGACCGUUCGUUUUGUGACUGCGGCAAUGGUUUCGCACGCUUGUGUUGGUUUCUGGGCGGCGUUUCUUUUUCUGUGCUUGCAGCCAUGCUCACACGGGAGCAGGAAGCUGCAGUGGCCGCAGCGGCACAAAUGAACCUGCUCAAAAGGUCGCGGUGAUAUGCAACUUCGUGAUGCAGCGCAUGGCCCUCACGCCUGGCCAGCAGGAGACCCCGCCGCAAGAGCCCCGACCACACUUGACUGUACCAGUCUACGUGGGGUACGACGACGUUAAGUCCGUGGCAGACUUCUUGGGGGAGUUGCAGACGUACCACCUUGCCUACGGUGCCUCGUAAGCCUUCAUCAUGGACCGCAUUGUCCCGCUGGUGUUGCAAGCCAGUGCUAGAAGCUGGUUGGGGUUGCAGGCCCCGUUCACGAGCCAGACAAGGCUUCGAGAAGAGUUCCUGCCUGUGGACUACGCAACGCAGAUUCUCCGAGAGCUCGAGGCAAGGCCGCAGCACUUGGACGAAAGUCAGGACCGGUACGUUCAGGUCAUGCAAGAGCUCUUCAAGAGGGCGGACCCGAAUACACCGGAGUCGGACAGAGUAGCUCGGGUCAGAAGACUGUGCCACCCAAGAUACCACGCCUGCCUCAUCGAGGAAGCUCUUCAUGCUGAGCGGAACUACGUGCUGCCGCCACCAGCCAAGUACGCACUCAAACCAGCAUGCCCCGAGGCCUCCACGGAAGUGGACUGUUCGAAUGAGACCUCUCCUCCCCACCACAUCAACCGGGAGAGUUGGCGUGACAUGUAUGGCGUUCGACUAACUCUCAUCGAGAGGUCCCUGGAGGUCACAGCAGUGCCUGUGAGGAUCUCGGGCGGGGGUCGCCACGACAGGUGGGAGGUCGUUGGCCGUGCCCUAUCGCAAGUUGGGGCCCAACGGAGAUCACUACCCAAGCGAACCAUUUGUAUCAGUGUGCUCCUGCAAGUGCUGGGGAAAACUGGCACGCUGCGGUCGAAAUCCCGCAGCAAAGCAGCAUUGACCCCCGCCGCAACGGAACAAGCCCUCCCCACAACAGCUAAUCACAAGCCUGGUAGAGGCCUUCCCAUAGUGGUUCUUUACCAGAUCACUGGAGGCGGACACCUCGGUGUGGGUGACCUAAGCAGGCAACUGUUGUCGGACUGCUGCUACAGGUGCGAGCAGCCCGACCACCAACGAAACUAGUGUCCAAGACUUCUGGACACUACAAACAAGAGGUGGCACGAGACGGCGGGAAAGGGGCUGGAACCAGAACAAGCAGGGAAACUACCACGGCCGCCAACGCUGAAACCAGACAGCCACUGGCUGAAAGCCGUUACAGUCCCGGUGCUGCGGCAGUGAGGCCGCAGCACAGAUUCCAUUGGAAUGUCGAAUCCAGCCUGAGCCUAUCAUCAUUGAACCGUGCAUGACGAUCACUUUGCUCAGUUUUCCUUUUGCUGCACUUUUGGAUUCUGGGGCCGCUAUCUCACUUAGAGGGGAUUUCGUUUUCGAACUCCGCAAAGCAAGAAAGAUAAGUCUCCGGGAAUGCGAAAUUCGACUACAGCUAGCUUCUCUGACCUUCGAGAGGCUUGAGAAAAUCUAGACGUCGCCCGAGUGCAGCAGUCGUAACGGUACAACUAGGGGCAACGUGACCUGCAGUUCGAGUUGUCGCAGUUUAAUUUGGAUACAGCUGACGGCAGCAAAGGGCUGGAACCAGAACAUCCAGGGAAACUACCACGGCCGCUAACGUUGAAACCAAACAGCCACUGGCUGAAAGCCGUUACAGUCCCGGUGCUGCGGCAGUGAGGCCGCAGCACAGAUUCCAUCGGAAUGUCGAAUCCAGCCCGAGCCUAUCAUCAUUGAACCGUGCAUGACGAUGACUUUGCUCGGUUUUCCUUUUGCUGCACUUUUGGAUUCUGGGGCCGCUAUCUCACUUAGAGGGGAUUUCGUUUUCGAACUCUGCAAAGCAAAAAAGAUAAGUCUCCGGGAAUGCGAAAUGCGACUACAGCUAGCUUCUCUGACAACCUUCGAGAGGCCUGAGGAGAUCUAGACGUCGCCCGAGUGCAGCAGUCGUAACGGUACAACCAGGGGCAAUGUGACCUGCAGUGCAUUUCAUGCCGUGCAAUUUAUAAACAUUGUACCUCGUGCUAACGGCUUGUAAUCCAGAUAUCGGUUUACCCAUCUUGUGACAGGGGACAACUACCUACCUGGCAGCCCUUCUAU